Molecule: messenger RNA, 2485 nt
Organism: Saccoglossus kowalevskii
Lineage: Eukaryota; Metazoa; Hemichordata; Enteropneusta; Harrimaniidae
Biological process (GO): cell-cell adhesion
Cellular component (GO): focal adhesion; stress fiber
Source: RefSeq, a predicted model, not a curated record
CUUGGACCUCUUUGCAUGUUUUGAAUAAAAUAGGUCCAUACAUUGCCAGUGCUUUGUGCAAACUGUCCGAACAAUACACUGUUCAUGAGUAGGAAGCGAAUAGGACAAAAUAGAUCAGACUGUUCAGACUGAAUGAGUAUUUUGUGACGUGCUUGUCGAAAAAGGUGGGCGUCGGCUCGGAGUGAUUUCCUUUUUAUGUAUUCAGUGGUGAGUCAUAAACAAGUCUAAACUGUGCAAGCGUAUCACCAUUUUUGGAUAAACGCAACAAGUUGUGUAGGUUCCACUGCCAGCCAAAACACACUCAACGCAUCGAAGAAAACACAUUGCUGCAUUGACACCGAAGACUGUACAGAUACUACGAACCAGGUGCUAAGAUUCCUUCAAUGAUGGAUGUACGUAAGGGUGGAACUCAACAGCGAUUGGAACAGCAGCUGUCAUCCCUUAACGUGACAGAGCCAGGGACGGUCACGGACACUAGUUACUCCUACUCUUACAAUCCGCCGCAAUUCCAGAGCCAGCCCAAGAAGUUUGCUCCAGUCACUGCCCCCAAGCCAAAAGGUCAGAAAAACGGGCGCAUUACAAAAUCCGUCCAUCCACCACCUCCUGGGCCUGAAUCAUAUUCCCAAAUAACUGCAAGCAUGUGCAGUCAGCCUAGUGCUAUUACAGCAGUGACGCAGCAUGGCAGCCAAGGACCCCUUCCUCCUGCACCACCUCGUAAUAAAGGGCAGCCUCCACCACCGCCUCCAAAGCCUAAAAAACAUCUGCCAUAUUAUUCUAACCAAGGUCUACAAACAUACAGGCCUGCUGUGUAUCAUAAUCCUGCAGAAAACGAAGACCUUCCCCCACCCCCUCCACCACCCGAGCCAGCAGAACCCUACCACAGUAGCCACUCGUUCCCUCCACCGCCACCUCAGGAUGAUCUACCUCCGCCACCUCCGCCCGCUGCUAUGACAUACUCGUAUUCCAGUAGAACAGAUACUCAGUAUAGUCCGCGACAAACGUCUGCGUCCCCACCUCCACCACCUCCUCCCCCUCCUGCACCUCCAAGCUUUGAUUCACAGCCCAGAUACAGCCCAAGCCAUCAAUCGUACAAUCAGCCACGAUCUCCACCUACUUCCACUUACGCACCACCCCCUCCUCCUCCUCCACCACCUGCUCAAGUAUAUCGUCCAAAAGAGCCCCAACAACAGUUGUAUGAAAGUAGACCCCAGCAGUCACCCUAUUCACACCCACCUGCAUCACAUACCCCAACAAGGGAUGUUUACCAAACCAAACCCAAUGACAUGUAUUCACCCCCAGCUACGCAACCUACUGCAACAUACACACCACCAGUAAACACUUACCAGCAGCAGCCCUCCAGCAAAAACUACCAACCACCUGCCAGUUCCUACCACCAACCUACGAGUUCCUAUGCUUCCCCAAGCUCUCACACACAGUCUAGCAGUGCCUAUUCACCAUCCUCCAAACCCGCCUUCCAGUCAGGCCCUGGUAUUCAUUCAAUACCCCGCCCCACUGACCAACCGUUAUCCAAACCAGAUAAGGUAGGGACAGAAGCAGAGGUGGAUGCACUCACAAAUCUCCUGGUACAGAACAUGGAGGGAGCUGUAGAACCAGACUUCUUUGGUACUUGUGGCAAAUGCAACCAAAAGGUCAUGGGUGAAGAGAACGGAUGCUCUGCAAUGGAUCAGAUUUUCCACAUAGAUUGUUUUACGUGUGUGACAUGCAACGGGAGAUUACGUGGGAAACCGUUUUAUGCGUUAGAAGGGAAGUCAUACUGUGAAGAAUGUUACUAUGCUACUCUUGAGAAGUGUUCAGUUUGUUCUCAUCCAAUCAUGGACCGGAUUCUCCGCGCCACUGGCAAGCCAUACCAUCCAGCUUGUUUUACCUGCGUUGUGUGUGGUAAGAGUUUAGAUGGCGUGCCUUUCACUGUGGAUGCAACCAAUCAAAUUCACUGUAUUGAAGACUUUCAUAAGAAAUUUGCUCCUAGGUGCUCUGUCUGUCAUCAACCUAUCAUGCCGGAACCAGGUCAGGAGGAGACUGUCCGAAUUGUUGCCAUGGAUAGAAGUUUUCAUGUUAGCUGUUACAAAUGCGAGGACUGUGGUCUAUUAUUGUCAUCUGAAGCUGAUGGACGGGGCUGCUUCCCAUUAGACGAUCACAUCCUUUGUCGUGACUGCAAUGCUCGUCGAAUUCAAACACUGACUUCAGGAAUCUCGGCCCAGUGAGACAUGUGACAGUGGUUACUGUGAUACAGAGACAAAACAAUCAUACAUUGGUACAAAGAAAUAGCCACAAACAUUGUUAUGCAAAAGAUGAUAUUUUUUAUUUCUUACGUAGAGUGCCUCAACUUCAUCUUACUACAGAGAUGCUUCCAAAAUUGAAAAGAAAGUCGGGUAUCCAUGAAAAAAAUUGUCCAAAAAAUAAAAAUACUAUAUUCUUUAAAAAUAGAUUUCCAAGGAUGUUCAGGUGCACUUUUAUUUCUGGUGUA